CAUCCCUCUUCUGAGGUGUGGUUGUCUUCCAUAUAAAAAUAAGGAUCUCUUCGUCUGAUCAACCACUACAACAUUUCCUUCAAUACAAGUCACGACGAUGGCUCUUCUUUCCAUUAUCGGCCUGCUCGUCCUUCUUGGACUGGCUUAUCUAAUGUUCACAAUCGGUUCUCGCAGCAGCAAGAUGCCUAGUGGACCACCAACUCUUCCUCUGAUUGGCAACCUCCACCAAAUACCCCUCAAGAAUGCACACCUAAAAUUCACAGAAUGGGCCAAGACUUACGGUGGAAUCUACACCCUCAAACUUGGCCCUGGCAACAUGGUAGUCCUGACGGACCGCCGCCUAAUCAAGAAUCUCAUCGACAAGAAGUCCUCCAUUUACAGCAACCGGCCUCCAUCCUACGUCGGCAAUGGAAUCAUCACCGGUGGUGAUCAUCUUCUAGUCAUGCAGUAUGGCAAUACAUGGCGAGCAUUCAGGAAGCUUGUGCACCAGCAUUUCAUGGAGAGUAUGGUCGUGAACGAACAUACGAAACUCGUUGAUGCGGAGGCUGUACAGAUGUGUAGGGAUUUUAUGGUUCUGAAUGGGGAUGGAAUGCAUAUGAAGCAUCCGAAGCGGUUUAGCAACUCUGUUGUAAUGAGUAUACUUUUUGGCAUUAGAACGCCACGAGUUGAUACGCCACACAUGACAAAGUUGUAUGAUAUGAUGGAAGUUUGGAGCAAGGUGAUGGAAACCGGUAACACACCACCUGUCGACAUCAUACCAGCACUAAACUAUAUCCCCGAAAGCUUUCUGGGAAACUGGAAAACGAGAGCAAGAGAUGUGAACAAGGUGAUGAAUCAAUUGUACGCACAAUACCUAGACAUCGUGAUCCGUCGGCGAGCGAGGGAUAUCCACAAAGACUCUUUCAUGGAUCGGGUCCUGGACCAGAAUGAGAAGUUGGAGUUUAGUCGGCAUCAACUUUACUUUCUUGGCGGGGUGAUGAUGGAAGGUGGAAGCGAUACCAGUUCAUCUAUCAUCAUUGCUUUCAUUCACGCCAUGACGAGAUGGCCGGAGGUGAUGAGAAAGGCGCAAGCUGAGAUUGAUAAAGUGAUUGGUGAAGACAGGACUCCAACGUGGGGAGAUUAUGAGAACCUGUCGUACGUGGCUGCGACUGUGAAAGAAGCCAUGAGAUGGAGGCCUGUGGUUCCACUUGCAUUUCCACAUUGCUUGGCGGAAGAUGAUUGGGUCGAUGGCAAGUUCCUCACCAAAGGCACAACGGUCUUGAUCAACGCUUGGGGCAUGCACCAUGACGAGAAACGCUUCCCCAAUCCAGAAGUCUUCGAUCCAGACCACUACCUAGGCGUGACGAAAUUGGCACCUGAACUUGCCGCAUCGGCGGACUAUGAAGAGAGAGAUCAUUAUGGAUACGGGUCCGGGAGAAGGAUGUGUCCCGGAAUCCAUCUUGCAGAGAGAAACUUAUUUCUCGGAAUGGCCAAGCUGCUUUGGGGUUUCAACAUAACGCCUGGAAGAGACGAAACCGGAAAGGUGAGGAACAGUGAGGAGGUCGAUGUGGAUCCGAUCAGAGCAUAUAGCGAAGGAUUCCUGGUUUGUGCGCAUCCGUUCAACUGCGAGUUCACUGUCAGAAGCGAGAAGAGGAGGGAGACAAUUAUGAAAGAGUACGAAGUCGCUGAGCGGGAUAUAUUUUCAAAGUAUGCGUCAGGCUAGCAGAUAUCAAUGCCUCAUUUGAGAGCUGGCUUCCACUUCACCACGAAUUCUUCAACUGCUUUCGCAUACCUCUCGAUAUGUUCCUCGUUCAACUCAAUGUUCAGUGCCAUGAACCCUCUCUGCGCCAUGUAGAUCCCAUGAUCCAGCAUAUGAUGCCAAUACAG
Molecule: messenger RNA, 1866 nt
Organism: Mollisia scopiformis
Lineage: Eukaryota; Fungi; Ascomycota; Leotiomycetes; Helotiales; Mollisiaceae
Product: putative cytochrome P450
Exons: 6
Coding region: 98-1702 (534 amino acids)
Molecular function (GO): heme binding; monooxygenase activity; oxidoreductase activity, acting on paired donors, with incorporation or reduction of molecular oxygen
Source: RefSeq, a predicted model, not a curated record